AUGUCCUACGACCGCUACGUUGCCAUCUGCAAACCCCUGCACUACGGGACCCUCCUGGGCAGCAGAGCUUGUGUCCACAUGGCAGCAGCUGCCUGGGCCACUGGGUUUCUCUAUUCUCUGCUGCACACGGCCAAUACAUUUUCACUGCCCCUGUGCAAGGGCAAUGCCCUGGACCAGUUCUUCUGUGAAAUCCCCCAGAUCCUCAAGCUCUCCUGCUCACACUCCUACCUCAGGGAACUUGGGCUUAUUGUGUUUAAUCUCUUAGUAGUAUUUGGGUGUUUUGUGUUCAUUGUGGUGUCCUAUGUGCAGAUCUUGAGGGCCGUGCUGAGGAUCCCCUCUGAGCAGGGACGGCACAAAGCCUUUUCCACCUGCCUCCCUCACCUGGCCGUGGUCUCCCUGUUCCUCAGCACUGCCAUAUUUGCCCACCUGAAGCCCUCCUCCACCUCUUCUCCAUCUACGGAUGUGGUGGUGUCUGUUCUGUACUCUUUGGUGCCUGCAGCAGUGAACCCCCUCAUCUACAGCAUGAGGAACCAGGAGCUCAAGGAUGCCCUGUGGAAACUCAUAUCUUACAAUUUCCUGAAGUAUUAA
Messenger RNA from Columba livia (rock pigeon), 588 nucleotides. Its product is annotated as olfactory receptor 14J1-like. The coding region runs from base 1 to 588 and encodes 195 amino acids. Gene Ontology annotation, biological process: G protein-coupled receptor signaling pathway. The record is from RefSeq and is a predicted model, not a curated record. Gene Ontology annotation, cellular component: membrane. Lineage: Eukaryota; Metazoa; Chordata; Aves; Columbiformes; Columbidae. The transcript has a single exon. Gene Ontology annotation, molecular function: olfactory receptor activity; odorant binding.